GAGUUGGUUGGUACAACUGUCGUAAAGAAGUUCGUUUGAAUAGUGAUGUCCACGGUGAGGCGGCGGUGGUUCGUCUUAACGAUAUUUUUCAACCUUUAACUGUGCGGCAAGAACAGCAAAAGGAAUUCGAAAUAUUGUGGAAUCAUGUUCCACGAUAAGAAGAGCGUUGAUCGCCACGUGCAAGAUAUUUUACGAAAGCUGAAGACGGAAAAUGAGAGGAACCUGAGAUGUUACAAUAUUGCUAAACUUUAUUACCAAGUUGGUGAUUACGAAUCCGCAAGGAGAUACGUGUCAUGUUACCUAGAAGUGCGAGAAGAUUCAGCUAACGCACAUAAACUACUAGGUCAAACCCUCGAGGCUCUUGGUCAGAAAGAAGCUGCGUUAGCAAAAUAUAAAUGCUCCCUUGAAAUUGAUGGCAAACAAGACGAUCUAGUCUUGAAAGUUUGUGAGAUUCUGGCAGACACAGACGUAGGGAUGGAUGUCAGCAGAGCCAGAUAUUGGUUGGAAAGAGCAGACAAACAGUUCCCGCAUCAUCCUGUCGUAUUUCAGCUGAAAGAAAAACUACUAACUGUAGAUAGACCAAAUGAUAAUGCGGAAGAUCUUGAAGCACUUAUAGCAUCUGAAUUGUCAGCCAGACCAAAAGAUGUAACAUUGCGUGUCAAAUUAUUGCACCAUUACAUGGUGAAAAAUAGACUCGAGGAUGGAUACAAACAUGCCAUGGGUGUGGAAUCAACCUUUACCUUUAGGGAUAAUAUCUCAUGGUAUCAAACAAUUUGUGAAUUGUUUGGAAAGUGCAAAGAUAGCAAGUCUUCUGAUUGGACUUUCUGGAUGCUAUACAUUUCAGCUCUUGAGAGAUUUGCCACUCUGUCUCUUAAAGAGCAGGGUGAUGGACCAAAAAAAUCUAUCCCCGAAGUUGCACAGGCAAUAUUGAAUUUCGACCAAAACCUGACAGAAGCAGAGCAUCAUAAGAAACUUUCAAACGAUCCCACUUUUGCUGAACAUAUGUUUGCGCACAUGUGGGGCCAAUUACACUUGCAUUUAGCAUGUCUAAUGCUCCGAAAAACUAAGCGUGAGCAUCAGAGUUGGAGUGAAGCAGGUCGGUUGUGCUCUCCACUUCUAUUAUGUGCGCUACAUACCAAUCCACCUGACCCUACUGCGCUUUGGGCAACAAAACUGAAGGAUCUGCGCAGAGCUCAAGUUAACCAAUGGUAUCGAGAAGGAUCUUACAGAUGCAGUCAAGCUGGACAUGUACUUCAAGACUAUGCAAGAAAUGAUACAAAAAGAUUCUUAGACAAAAUUGACAAAUUUUGUACUGGUGCUUGGAGGGAACGAGUUUAUCAGAGAAUAUUUGUAAGUCGGGUGCAACAGCAAUUGAUGAAGAGCUCAUACUUUGCCAAUCAUUCUUCUCCAAACCCUCCACUUAGGCUUUGCACAUAUAAUGAGCUGAAACAUCAUGACGAAGUCUCAGAAGAGGUUUGGCCAAGCUCAUUACACCAUCAAGUUUGGUUGGGCAUCAAACAUCGGCCACAUCAUAAUAAUCACAACAACUUUAUUGGCCCUCAACCUCAUCAAUAUUGCCACAUAUUCCCUGAAUUGCAGUUUUCUGUCUACAAUCUGAGCCAUGGAGGAGCAGACAGUUUGAGUCGGCUAGAUAUUGAUGCAUUUUUGAAUGCUGCAGUUUUGUGCGCCUCUGUCAUUGUGGAGGAUCAACAACGGAGUGGGUUCUGGAGUCCCGACAGGCUGCCAACUCUACCAGCUGACAUCACCAACUCACUUUGUAGCAGUACUCAAGAGAAGUGGUGGACAGCAGCAUACAGGAUGUAUCGAGACCAGGAAGGAGUUGGAAGUGAGAUUGGAGAAAUAAGACAAAUAUUACAACACGGUCUUGAGGUAGUUCGUUGCAUAGACAAUCAUGGAUUACAUCCGUGUCUCUUGGUUCAUUUGGCACGUAUCUUCCAUCACAGAGUUAAAGUGAUGAAAGAAAAAAAUGAAGAACACAGUGAUAUUCCAGCACUGGAGGCUCGCUGUGAACUUUAUUGGUCUGCAGCUGUUCCUCUGUUAGAGAGACUUCAAAAUAAUCAGACUAUACGUACUAUAGCUACGAAAUUGUUUGAUUAUCAAGGGAAAGAUAUGAACAACGUGGAAUUAACAAACGCUUUGGAAGAAGGUAGAUUGCUAUUAGCUCAAAAAUAUCAACGAAAUAAACAAUAUGAACAAGCAAUUGAAGCAUUAAGAGCAUUAAAAUGCCCAGAGGCCUCUUUCCAGCAAGCUCAGAUCUAUAAAACACUUGCCGAUGAGCUCGUUAGUUCAUUACCCAGGGAAAGCUUGACAUCAGAAAUGCGUUCACAGCAUAUUAUCAUGUUGUCAAAAGCUCGAGAUUGCUUUUAUUUAACUCUCGAUCGUUUACGCAGCCCAGGUACCAAUCCGAAACACCCACUGGAUUCAGAGCUUUGCCAGCAUAUUUCUGGAAUUGAAAAUGAACUGAAACGCAUUGAUCCUGAUUUAUGGAGGAAUGAUCUCAACAGGAACGAGUGCGAUGAAUUGUCUGAUGAGAGCUACUCGUCUGCCCAUAGUGGAGAUCACGCUGUUAUAAAUACUUCCUAUGGUCCAAGCAGUAAUGUUCACAAAUCUAAUACACCUCAGAGGGCUACGCACCGGACACCAAAUCAGUCUAGCACACCUUGCAAGCCCCAACACCAAGACAUCUUGGAAUUAUCACGCAAUCGAACUGAAGCAAGACCGAGUCCCGAACGCCUAGAUGCUCAAAUUCGUCAACUGAUACACUCUAGGGACAAUGGUAUACAAACGAUAAUGGAUCAAAUGAAAGCUCUUUCAGAGACAGACAAGGUAGUGGUAGAACAACUGAAGGAAUUGAAAAAAGAUGUAGGGGAACAAUUGAAAGAAUUGAAGAAAGAAGUAGCUGACUUACGAAGAGAGACUCAAAAGCAACGCCCAGUCAAUAAUCCAAGCCUUGCAUCUCUAAUUCCAAACCCUGAAGAAGAUUUAUGUGUAUUAGGUGAGGAAGACUAUGGAGAUUUGAGUUACGGUCCGGCUGUAGCCCCCCAACCAUCAGGACCAGUUCCAUCAUUUCCUGCAAAUAUGUUUUCACCUACACCAAGACACCCAGCUUAUUCUACGCUCGUGUAUCCUCCUGCAGCACUGCAAGGAUAUUAUCAAGGCACGUUACCAUUCAGUGAUCCUUCUGCACAUAUUCCAACGCUGUAUCCACCUAGUGUGUACCCAAUGCCUGCUUUGUAUCCUCGGCCGCCAGUUGAUCAGAAGAUUGGUACAAUGCCGAAAAUAAUGGACAAUAUAAUUCAGCAAGGAAUUUUCACUCCUAGACUACCGAGUCAGGUGCCUGAUUCAAUUUCUAUGCCUGAUCAAUCGCUACCAAUUCAAGGACAGAGACUGGAUACUGCAAAGAAUGAUAACACUAUAGUCAAUGAUAUUGCUCCUACCAAGGCUCCACCAGUUAACGUUGUAAUAACUACUUCAGAUACUCUACCGACAACAGUACCAUCUGUUCAACCAAUGUUGAGUGUUACUGUUCCUGCUCACCAUAGACUGGGCGGAGGCCAGCCAGUAUCAAAUGUGCCACACAAUUAUCAGAUAUCGAUGCCUUUGCAAGCAACUAUUCCAACUACUGUAAACUUACCACCAUUAUCUACUACCUUGACGACAACCAUUCCAACGAAUUUGGCUGUUACCGAAAAGUCCAGUGGAAAUGCAAGUAUCUUGUCAACUAGCGUAACCAAAAGUUCAAACGAGUCGUAUUCAGAAACUGGUCAUAAAUCAAUUCGUGACUUUGCUCCAAUUGUGUCAUUACCUGCUGAUAUUGAAGUAACUACUACAGCAUCCAUUAGUGCCAAUGUUGCACAAAAAUCUACCCAUUCAAAACCUACUGGAUUCACAUUCAUCAAAACUAUGCAACCUGAUCCAACUCCUGCAUUUUCAUUCGGGAGACCAACUUUGCCAGCUGCUGCUGCUGUAAAUGUGCCUAAUGUGAUCAAUAUUCCCAAUCAAACUACGACGUCAACUGUUCUGUCUCUGAAGAAAUCAAUUGAAACAGAAACUCCUAUAACUGGUAGUACGUCACCAAUUACAUUAUUUCCCCCCCGGACGCCACUCAGGCGCCCUCAUGCUCCUGCACCAGCUACUUUGGUAGCAGCAGUCGCUACUGGUAAAUCACUUGAGAAAUCUCAUCAAAGUCUUGACCAGAAUGUAAUUAAAGAUCCAGAAGAUAAAGUGGACGAAUUUGUCCCAACUGCUGAAUUUUCUCCUGUCAUUGCUCUACCAGACAUUGUUGAAGUAGUUACUGGUGAAGAAGGGGAAACUGUUCUAUUUCAAGAACGUGCAAAAUUGUUACGGUUUGACAGUGAUUCCAAACAAUGGAAGGAAAGAGGAAUUGGUCAAAUGAAAAUCUUACUCGACCCAGCUACAGGAAAAGUUCGCUUGCUAAUGCGUAGGGAACAGGUUCUCAAAGUUUGUUGUAAUCAUUUGCUGCUGUCUGAAAUAAAAUUUUCAUUUAUGACUGGAAACAAUAAAGCUGUUAAUUGGUGUGCUCAAGAUUAUAGCGAAGGAGAAGUUGUUCCAGUAAUGUUCGCAAUUCGUUUUAAAACAGCUGAUCAGGCAUCUGAAUUCUACAAUGUGUUGACGAUUCAACAAAAGAAAAUGGUAAAUGAUCGUAUUCCUACAGAGGCAGCACCACAAAAAAUGACAAACAAAAAUGUAAAAGAACAAUCUAAAGAGGACAAAGCUGACAGUAAACAGAAUAAGUCAUUGGCAGAAAUGUUUAAACCUGCGGCUGGUUCUUGGGAAUGUGGAGCAUGUUACACUAGAAAUGAUGCUACGAAAAGUAAAUGCUUGGCAUGUGAAUCACCUGCUCCAAACACCACUAAGACGACUAUUGUAAAAUCACCUGUAACUCCUGAACAACCCAUCUCAAGCAGUGCAUCAUCAGAAGUCAAAUCCUUAUCGAUUGGUCAAAGUACUACUUCAUCUGAUAAAGUUCCGCUUUCACAGCUUUUCAAGCCUAGCGCUGGAUCCUGGGAUUGCAAGGACUGUUACCUUGUUAAUAGUGCAACAAAUAAUUAUUGUGUUGCUUGCGAUUCACCCAAGAAUCCCUCCAUGCCAGCUAAACCAAAAACUAGUGGCUUCAAUAUCACAAGCUCCUCUGCAUCGACGCCAUCGUUUUCAUUUGGUAUUUCACAGACUGCACCAAAAGAUCCUGCUCUUUGUUUUACCUUUGGUACACCUAAAUCUGAUGCUAAAGCUGCUGGUGAUACGGCAAAGAUCCAUAUUGGAUAUUCGUUUGGGUCUUCAAAUCUGAAUGACAGUGCUACUUUUACUUUUGGGACUCCUCAAAAUUUGGGAGUAGCACAAAAUCAGGAAAAACCGUUUCAAUUUGGAUCACCAGGAAAAUUAUUUGAUUUCCAGUUUCAACCUAAAUCUCCUGUGAAGUCACCAGGUGGCGAUGAAACGAGUGAAGAAGAAGUUGUUGAGAGUGAGGACGUUUAUUUCCCUCCAGUUAUUCCGCUACCUGAUAAAGUUGACGUAAAAACUGGUGAAGAAAACGAGGCUGUACUGUACAGUCAUAGAGCUAAACUAUUUAGAUAUGAGUCUGCUACCAAAGAGUGGAAAGAGCGUGGACUGGGUGACAUAAAACUUCUGAAGCACAGAGAGACCGGAAAACUCCGCUUAUUAAUGAGAAGAGAUCAAGUUCUGAAAUUAUGCUUAAACCACGUCAUUACUUCAGACAUGGAAUUUACUUCUAAAGAUGAUAAAACCUGGUUAUGGUACGCUGCUGAUUACAGUGAGGGUGAUAUUUCUCACGAAAAUUUCGCGUGCCGAUUCAAGACUGCUGAAAUAGCACAAGAGUUUAAGACUGCUAUCAAUAAUGCCAAAGGAUCUGUUGAGACGCCUGCUAACAAAGCUGAACCAAAGACAAGUACAAAAUCACCAGAAACCAUUAGGAAAAAUUUGUUUGGUUGUUCCAGUUCUUCUUCAGACAUUGAAAUUGUUUAUGAAAAAACAGUUACAGAGGAAGAAAAGGCUGCUGCAUUGAAACUCAAGUUGCCAGAAAACUUUUAUGCCUACAAAAACAUGCCUGAUUGCCCUGGGUGCAUAGGCUGCAGAGAUCCAGACUCAUCUGCAAUUGGUGAAAAUCCUGAGACAUCAAAGCCAGUUAUCAGUCCACCCAAAUUUGAGGUUAAGAAAUGGCCUGUUGGUACCGUCGUAAUGCCUUCUAAAUCUACUUUGUUUGUUACUCCUAAUCCGACCACAGCGUCACCUCAUGACGCAACAUCAGCGACUAGUCUUCCUGGUCUUGAAGAAUUGAAGACAACAUCUUCAAAAUUGACUGGUAGCAGUACAUCAACAUCGACCAGCUCUGCAAGCACACUUACUUUGUUUGGCAAGCCAGUAGGAAACGUGAUCGGAGGUAUUAGCUCCACUACAAGUUCACCAAGCGUGACACCAUCUGCACUUGGAAAUAUUUUUUCACCCAAAGUUACUAUAUCUUUUGGAACACCUGCAACAAGUAAUCCUAUUUUUGAAGGAGGUAAUUCAAUGAUGACAACAACGUCUCAGGCUUCCGAACUAGGUGGUUUUACACUUCAGCCCUCACCUAAUCAAGCUAAUUCUAUUGUUACCUCUACUGUGCCAAUCUUGGGGUCCGGCACAGGUAGUGCUAAUGUUUUUUCUUUUGGUGGUUCAACUGAAAAGACAGCAAGUUCUGGGACUGAUGCCAAACCAUUCGAUGACUUGAAAAUUUGUAGCCCUGCCAGCUUUGUAACACCAACAACGUUACCAACAUCUAAUAUUUUUUCUGGGUCAGGAAAUCCUGUAUUUGGCAAUAAUAUUGCUCCUACACCAUCUAUAUUUGAUGGGGCUAAGUCAGCAACACCAGGUUUUGGUGCCGCCACAGUAUUCAGCAAUACUCAGAAUCCUGCAAAUAACACGUUUAUCAAUUUUGGCAUGGGUGCUCCGAAAUCUAAUACUGUACUAACAGGUACAACAGCAUCUUCCAAAUCGGACAAAACUCAAAUACUCAAAGGACUGUCUAAUGAGUCGACAACAAAUUUACCUGUUUUUGGAUCUAUUGCGAACAACCAAUCCACUUUGAAUAGUAAUAGCGAAAUGCCUUCAACAGCUGGUACAAAUUCAAUAUUUGGUCCUAAGAAUAACACUACUUCGAUGUUUAGCAGUACAAUAAGCAAAGAAUUGGGAUCAAGUGGAUUUGGGUUAAAAUUAGAUACUUUGGACAAUAAGAAAACCGAUGCAUUUUCUUUUCUGCCAACGGAUAAUGUUACAACUUUUUCAACACUUGCUGCCAACGCACCACAACAACCAGCUUUUCAAAAAGAUCCGAACUUUUCAUUUGUCGGAGCGGGCACCUCAGUAUUUGGCACUAAAAAGCCAGUGAAUACUAAUGCACCUCAACCUCAUCCACCAAAGGAAGAUACAACAGGAAAGAGUAAAGAUGAUGACGAAGAGGUGGAGGAAAAUGACAACGGUGAAGAACACGAUCCACACUUUGAGCCAAUAGUACCUCUACCAGAUGCCAUUGAAGUGCGCACUGGAGAAGAAGAUGAGGAAAGAGAAUUUUGCCAACGAGCUAAACUCUACAGAUUUGUUAAUUCGACUAAAGAAUGGAAAGAAAGAGGUGUCGGUGAAAUGAAACUAUUGCAUCAUGUUGCUCAUGGGACUUAUCGUCUCUUGUUGCGUAGAGAACAAGUUCACAAGGUGGUCUGUAACUUGUUAUUGACAGCAGAUCAAGAAUUUCACACACUGAACAGCUCUGAUAGAGCUUGGUGCUGGGCUGGGAUGAAUUAUGCAGAGGAAGAACCUGCGGUUGAGGAACUUGCCGUUAAAUUUAAAAAUUCACAACUUGCAGCUGAGUUCAAGGAAGCCAUUGACAAGGCGCAGCUUGAAUUGCGAGACAGACAAAACAUCAGCCAAGAAAAUAAGUACCAAGAGUCAGUAGAACCACCAGAAGAUGAAAAUGAAGACGACGAUGAAAAUGAAGAUGAUAUUGAUGAAGAAGACGACGAAGCGUCAUAUUCAAUAAUGUUUGAAAAAAGGGCGACGUUAUUGGCACAACAAAAUGACGAUUCAAUAUGGCAAAAUGUUGCCAUGGGUGAUUUGAAAGUUCUUUUUGAUUCCGAUAUUUUUGGUGCGAGGAUUGUUCUUGAAGCUGAUACCACAGGAGAGAUAGUCAGUAAUACAGUAAUCAGUAUUCAAACUGAAAUGCAGGUAAACGAAAAGGAAUGCACAUGGUCGGCAAUAGAUUAUGCUUUAGAAAUACCUGUGAAACGGAACUUGAAAGCAAUCUUUUCAUCAUUACCGGUUGCCCGAGAAAUGUUUGCAGUUUUCGAAGAGGGACUAGGUUUUGCCAGAGAGUCUGAAAUCCUAGAACCGGAGUACUAUAUCCCUGAGGAAGAAUAAAAAUUUUUAACAAUAGAAUUUGGGCAUUUUAUAAUAAUGCUAUAGUCAAUCGUGAACUGAAAAGACUUUCUUAAUUUACAUUAAGUUUUUGAAGUUGGUAGAUUUAUUUGUAUGAUAUAAUUAUUUCUUAUAUUCUUUGAGUAUUACAUUGAUAAAUAAUUUAAGGUUGUAUGAAACGUUUGUGCAUGGAAAUUGUUUUAAAAAUUAACACGGCUGGUUAUUAAAUCUGAAACUUAUUUCUAAUAAACGACUAAAUAUUAUAGUCUCACGGUCAAGAUCAGCCGCCUAAAUAUCUUCGUAUCUGAAGAAACAGCGUAUAAUCGCACAUUUCUUUAUUAGAAAGCAAACUCUUCACAAAUGUAAAUAUAUACAUUCAAAACUGAUAAAUUUUUUGUUUCCAGUACUCGACAGUUAGUUCUGUGUUUAAUGCACAAUAAUGGGACAAACUUAUGGUUAUAGUAUCUAGAGGUAGUAAUUUUUAUGUGUUUCAAUAAGUUUUCGAACGUUUUCUAAGUUAACCUGGUAUUUUACUGGUAUAUAUGUGGUAAAAAUACUUUUAAAAUUUAACUGAUAUUGACAUAGAAGCUUGUUCAUAUUUCGCAAAUGAUGCACCAUUUGUAUAUUUAGGCGUGUAAAAUCAAUCGUCAAACAGUUUUGUAUAAUUCGGUUUUUUUUAUAGUUACAUUUUUUUAUUAUUUCCACGUAAACUUAUUUGUUUACUUUACUUAGGUUAGUAUCGGCUAGCAUACAACUUACAUUUACUAGUCAUAUUUGAACUGGCAUUCGUUAUGGUAUUAGAUUAAACGAUUUUUGAUAUUUUACAAGAAAAUUUCACAAGUUCAACAUCUGUAUCUGUCUAUAGAAGUGAUGAAUAAAGUUGUAGAGUUUAAAUAAGUUCAGGUAACCAAUAAACCAAAAUAUUGAUAUUCUAAUUAUAUGCGAUUUUUGGCGAUUGUGUGGUCUAGGUACCUAAAUAUACAAUGAUACAGUUCACGUAACAUACACAGGUUUUGGUAUGCCUCUGUACAUAUACCAGAUGCUUGCCAAAUAACGCCCUUGAGAAAUAUUAUUGAUGUUUACAGAACCAUUUGAAACUUUCAGAUACAUUGUUGAAAGUUGAAUUUGCGAAAUUGUGCCAAUAUUUUGUUAUUCAUCGAUGAACUGUAUUUGCAGUAAGAGAUUAACGUAUCAUCAGUUGUAGUAGUAUUGGCAUUAAUAUGAUCGAAAUAUCAUACCAAGGCCAGUAAAAAAAUGUACUAAACCUGAAUUUCGUAGCAAUACCAGCAAAUAUUAG
Molecule: messenger RNA, 9739 nt
Organism: Neodiprion fabricii
Lineage: Eukaryota; Metazoa; Arthropoda; Insecta; Hymenoptera; Diprionidae
Product: E3 SUMO-protein ligase RanBP2-like
Exons: 24
Coding region: 145-8445 (2766 amino acids)
Biological process (GO): intracellular transport
Cellular component (GO): cytoplasm; nuclear pore
Molecular function (GO): GTPase activator activity; protein binding
Source: RefSeq, a predicted model, not a curated record